CCUCGCCCGCCGGCGGACCUGGGGUUCAGCUUUGAUGCCAACAAGCAGCAGAGGCAGCUGAUAGCGGAGCUGGAAAACAAAAACAGGGAGAUACUGCAGGAAAUCCAGCGCCUGCGGCUGGAGCACGAGCAAGCGUCCCAGCCCACGCCGGAGAAAGCCCAGCAGAACCCCACGUUGUUGGCUGAACUCAGGCUUUUACGGCAGCGCAAGGAUGAGCUGGAGCAGAGGAUGUCGGCGCUGCAGGAGAGCCGCAGGGAGCUGAUGGUGCAGCUGGAGGGGCUGAUGAAACUCCUCAAA
Mesitornis unicolor (brown roatelo) is the source of this 297-nucleotide messenger RNA. Its product is annotated as dystrobrevin beta-like. The annotation marks the transcript as partial. The record is from RefSeq and is a predicted model, not a curated record. Lineage: Eukaryota; Metazoa; Chordata; Aves; Mesitornithiformes; Mesitornithidae. Gene Ontology annotation, cellular component: synapse; plasma membrane. Gene Ontology annotation, biological process: synaptic signaling. The transcript has 3 exons.